Molecule: messenger RNA, 1826 nt
Organism: Bradysia coprophila
Lineage: Eukaryota; Metazoa; Arthropoda; Insecta; Diptera; Sciaridae
Gene: Ppat-Dpck
Product: Bifunctional Phosphopantetheine adenylyltransferase - Dephospho-CoA kinase
Biological process (GO): coenzyme A biosynthetic process
Molecular function (GO): ATP binding; dephospho-CoA kinase activity
Source: RefSeq, a predicted model, not a curated record
AGAGCACUGACAAAUGACAUAAAAGCAACAAUUUCCACUGAAGUAGUAAUCAGUGUUGAUCUGUGUACAUUGUGAUUUAGCAAAGAAGUCAAUAAAGCAAAAUUUACUCGCCGUAACCAUAAUAAAAUCGAGAUAUCCAUCAAAUAUUAACAAUCGAAUGGUUGCAGGGAUACAAAAUCGUCAACAAACAAUGGCUGUCAGCGGCUUAUUGGUAGUUACCCGGUUAUCAAAAAUAGCAAUCAGUUUAUCAGCCGCACGACGAUACGUUCAAAAAACGCUAUUCAUUCAGCUGUAUUCGAAAGAAUAUCAAAAUCGAUCAGCCCCAUCCUUUAGUCGAGCAAUAAAUACGAUUUAUUCCUCGUCAGUGAAAUGGUGCGGAGACCUGGACGUUCGUGUCAUCACCAACAAUCUGAAACCGAAUAAUACGAAGAAACUGACCGACAAGUUUGAAGUUCUCCUUUUCGAUAAUUGUUUUUCACCCAGCGAAACCAUCACCAUGUCCAAUAUAUUCCAAACAAAGGAAGUGAUAAGGUUGCUCGAGGAAGAGCCAGCUGAUAUUGAAAAUGCGGAUUUUGUGAGUGAUGCUGACGCGGAUAAUGUCGAGACAUACGAAAAUGUUGUUCUGGGUGGAACAUUCGAUCGGCUGCAUGUUGGCCACAAAAUUCUACUCACUGAAGCAGUUUUGCGGGCUAGAAAAAGAGUUGUUGUCGGCGUAACGGAUGACAAUAUGGUUAAGACAAAGACACUGCCCGAAUUGAUUCAGUCGGUUGAUAAACGAAUCGAAGACGUGAAACAAUUUCUGAAUUCCAUCGAUAAAACUCUCAUCUAUGAAGUGGUUCCCAUAUCUGAUCCGUUUGGUCCAACGAAGAGUGAUCCCGAUUUAGACCUCAUAAUUGUCAGUGCUGAAACUAUGCGAGGUGGUGAAAAGGUAAACGAAAUACGACGAAGUACAGGCUUGCAAGAACUGAAGAUCCAUUGCAUUGACUUGGUGGAGUUCGAACCGGACACAGAUGUCAAAGAAGCGAAAGUCAGUUCUACUAACACCCGACUAGAUCUUUUAGGAACGAGAAUCCAUCAACCACGCGAACAUUCCCAAUUACCGUUGAAACCGUACACCAUCGGAGUGGUGGGAUCUAUUGCGUCCGGUAAGAGUGUCAUGACUAAGCGAUUGGAAAAGUUUGGAGCGAAGAUAAUCGAUUGCGACAAACUGGCACAUGAACUGUAUGAACCCGGCGAAGUGUGCUACGAUGAAAUAGUCACUACAUUCGGAGAGAGUAUAUUAUCAGAUGAUGGUCGAAUCGAUCGGAAAAAGUUGGGGGCGAUUGUAUUUAGUAAAGCAGAAUUGCUGGAAAAGCUGAAUGGAAUAGUCUGGCCAUCGUUACUCAAACUCUUGAAGAGCAGAAUACAGAAGAUUUACGAAGAAGAAAUGUGCCCGGUGAUUGUAGUCGAAGCGGCCGUUUUAUUGAAAGCUGGAUGGAAGGAUGAAUUUCAUGAAAUUUGGGGAAUCAUCGUUUCGAAGGAGGAGGCGAUAUCGAGAUUAAUGGAACGAAAUGGAUUGAGUCAUGACGAAGCGGAAAAACGAUGGCAAGCUGGAAUUGAUAAUUAUACCGUGGUACAAAAUGCAGAUGUAGUUUUCGCCACGCAAUGGAAACAUGAAUUCACGCAAGUUCAAGCGGAUAGAGCAUGGACUAUGCUGACGGAACAUUUGAUAAAAUUGGAAAAAGCCAACCGUUAAUAUAAUGUUUUCUGUUGGACUAGUAACGGUGAAGUGGUACAUGGGAACUUUAUGAUUUAUUUUUGUUGUACAAUAAAUUUUCUUAACAAAA